UCACAUUUUAGGAAAUUCAUUGAUGGAGGCUUUUGGUGAAAUCUUGAGGAUAUUUGGGGAUUCUAUUCGGGAUUAUGUUUGGGAGCAUGUAGACUGCCACAGAAAACUCGAAGAAGAUCUUAAUGAGUUCAGAAGCGAAUUUCAGGUUUUAAAGAGGAGAAAAAUUGAUGUUAAAUCAAGAAUACAAGCAGAGGUUCACUCGGGGCAACUGGUGAAACAAGAAGUGAGGGGCUGGCUUAACGAUGUUCGAAAGGUCGAAAAAGACAAACAAGAUAUUGAAGAAAGGGCACGCAGAGUUCCAUACCUCAAACGUGCCAGUCUUGAUAAACUUGUGCGUGAAAAAGUUGAUGUGGUGAAGAGAACUAAAGAGAGGGGCAUUUUUAAUGAAGGCCUUGUUAUUGAGAGAGCUCCAGCUCAUGGAAACAUAAUUCCAACAGAUAAUUUAGUGGGGGAAAUUUCUACUAAACAAGAAAUUUGGGGGUACUUGAUUGGUGAUGAGGUUGGAAUGAUCGGAGUUUGUGGGAUUGGUGGAGUUGGAAAGACUACGAUCAUGAAGAAUCUCCACAAUGAUUUACAGAGGGAGACUAGAUUUCAGAAAGUGAUAUGGGUUACUGUGUCACAUCCUCUCAAUGUUUUUGAAUUACAAAAGAAGAUUGCUAGCGCUAUGGGCAAAAGACUUCGAGAAGAUGAAGAGGUGAUGAUGCGAGCAGCAGCACUAAUGGAAAUAAUGAGAAGAGUGAGAUAUGUGGUAAUUCUAGAUGAUGUAUGGGACACGUUCUCUCUUAAUGAUGUUGGAAUUCCAGAUCCGAAUGCACAGAAUGGGUGCAAAGUAGUUAUUACUAGUAGAUCAAUUGAAGUAUGUAGUUAUUUGUGUUGUAAGAUUGUUGAAGUGCAACCUCUUUCGCAAGAGGAGUCACUAAAGUUAUUCCUCAAUACAGUUGGGGAUGGUGUUCUACAGGUUCCAGGGUUGGAAGACAUCUUGAAGCUUAUUGUGAAAGAAUGUGCUGGUUUACCUUUGGCCAUUGUUGUGAUAGCUGGGAGCAUGAGGGGAGUUGAUAAUGUUAAUGUGUGGAGAAAUGCACUGAUUGAAUUGCGAGAUCGUGUAAAGAGUGUGAAAGAUUCAAAUGAUGAGAUAUUUAAGCGAUUAAGAUUUAGUUUUGAUCGGUUGGAUCGUUUGGAAGUAAAGAAUUGUUUUCUUUAUUGCUCCUUCUUUCGGGAGGAUUAUGUGUUUUCUAGGAGGGAGUUGAUAGAAUGUUGGAUUGAUGAAGGACUAAUUGAUGGGUUGCCAAGUAGAGAAGCAGCUUACAAUAGGGGCCAUGCUAUUAUAGAUAGGCUUGAAAAGAAUUUCCUAUUAGAGAAAUCUGGUCGUCUCUCAGGUACAGUUGGUGGUUUUGAAUUUCCUACGGUUGGUGUUAAGAUGCAUGAUGUAGUAAGAGACAUGGCUAUUAUAAGCAUUGGUCCUGAAUUUGGAUAUAUGAUAAAAGCUGGCAUGAAUAUGGUAGAGCUACCAGAUGAGCAUGGUUGGGUAAAAGAUCCUAAAAAGUUGUCUCUAAUGGCAAAUAACAUUUCCAAAGUUCCUUUUAGUCUGUCCCCAAAGUGGUCAACCCUUUCAACUUUGAUAUUAUCAAGCAAUCCAAAUUUGUCAAAGAUUUCAGAAUCUUUUUUUGAAGAGAUGCUUGCUUUGAAGGUUCUUGAUCUCUCUAGCACUACUGUUGAGACUCUACCUAAUUCCAUCUCUAAAUUGAAGAAUCUAUCUACCUUGCGGUUACAGCUUUGCAAGAAGUUAAAGUACUUGCCUUCCUUAGCAAACCUCAAGGGUUUGAAGAAGUUGGACCUGCACAAGGCCGGGAUUGAGGUGGUCCCUCAAGGCAUGGGGAUGCUGAUAGGUCUUGAAUAUCUUGAUUUGUUAUUUUGUCCAAAUCUAAAAGAGAUUCCAACAGGAAUAUUACCUAACCUUUCCGAUUUGAAGUACUUGGCAGUUUGUUGUUUGCGAGAAACUACAAUAUUGAGAAAUUUUGAAGAGGUUGCUAGAUUGAAGAAGUUGGAGAUUUUAGAAUGUCAAUUUGAUGACAUAAAAGACUUCAAUUAUUUUGUCAACAAGUUCAAAGAUUUCCAAAGUGCUACUGCUUACAGUCUUGUAGUUGGGACAUCAAAAGACAUGAUCAGAUGGAGUGAACAUGAGCUUGUAAUUAUUGAUUGCGAGAUCGGGGAAGAAUGUGUAGUGCUUCCAGAUAAUCUUGAGGAUUUACGGAUAAUUAGGGGUAAAAACAUGAGAAGCAUCUUAAACAAAACAGCUCUGUUGGAAAAAGCAAAUGAGUUGAGGACGUGCCGUAUUUGGCAUAGUGAAGAGAUAGAGUGCGUGGUUGAGUUGGACUCAUCCUCCUCCUUAAUGUGUUGUCCAGUACUUGAUGAGCUUGAACUGUUGGAUCUUUGGAAACUGCCUAGGUUGUGUGAACUUGUGAGAGCGGAAGGAGUAGCAACACCAUUACACAUUUUUUCCAAUCUUAAACGGCUUUAUAUAGAGGAAUGUUCGGGAAUGAGGAAGUUGCUUCCACUUGAGCUAUUGCAGGCCCUGCAAAACUUAGAGAAGAUUACAGUUUGGGGUUGCAACCAAAUGGAGGAGAUAAUAGCAUCAUUAGAUUCAGAUGCAUCAUCUUCAGAUAAAUUCACUUUCACUUUUCCUAAGUUAAGGGAAUUGUGCUUGUGGAAGUUACCCAAAUUGAAGAGCAUCUGCAGUGCUAAAGGAGUCAUGGUUUGUAAUUCUAUUGAAAGCAUUGCAAUAAGUGGAUGUCUAGAGUUAAAGAGGAUCCCUGUGCAGCUUCCCCAGCUUGAUAACGGCCAACCAUCUUCUCCUCCUCAUCUCAGAGAAAUCGGGAUAGGUAAAGAGUCAAAAGAAUGGUGGGAAUCAGUGGAGUGGGAUCAUCCUAACGCUAAGAACCUACUUCAACCUUUCUUGAAAUAUUCUAAAUAUCCGUGGUAUUAUCGAGGGUAAGGUGUUGAUUGAUUUACUACUAUUUAAUUCUAAUUUGAAUUUUGUUUGAUAAUAUAUUACAGUAAGUUGC
Rubroshorea leprosula is the source of this 3062-nucleotide messenger RNA. The record is from the annotation of a GenBank genome assembly. Lineage: Eukaryota; Viridiplantae; Streptophyta; Magnoliopsida; Malvales; Dipterocarpaceae.